CCUACUCACUCUCAUUUCUCUAUACUCCUUGCUCUUAUUCUACUUUCUCUAUUACAUCAUCAUGAGUUUUAGUUUGGUCCUUUCUGUAGCCAUUUUUCUCCUCGUUCUCCUGGGGUUUCUCAGGCGGGUUAAUGGGUGGUUUUACGACUACAAAGUGGGCGAAAAAAGCUAUGAGCUUCCUCCCGGUGACAUGGGCUGGCCAUUCAUCGGAAACAUGUGGUCGUUCCUCUUGGCUUUUAAGUCCAACAAUCCUGAUUCCUUUGUUUCCAGCUUUAUUCAAAGGUUCGGGAGAACCGGUAUUUACAAGGCGUUUAUGUUCGGGAACCCAAGUGUUAUUGUCACAACACCGGAAGCUUGCAAAAGAGUUCUGACAGAUGAUGAAACAUUUAUGCCAGGAUGGCCUGUUUCCACAGUCAAGCUCAUGGGGGAGAAAUCCUUCAUUGGCAUUUCUUUCGAAGAACACAAGCGGCUGAGACGAUUAACAGCUGCACCGAUAAAUGGUAACGAGGCACUCUCGAUUUAUAUGUGUUACAUUGAAGAUCUCGUAAAGUCUGCAUUGGAUAAGUGGUCGAAAAUGGGGAAAAUUGAGUUCUUGACUGAGGUCAGGAGGCUCACUUUCCGCAUUGUUAUGUACAUUUUUUUGAGCUCUGAGAGUGAAGCUGUACUUGAGGCACUCGAAAGAGAGUACACUACACUUAACUAUGGAGUUAGAGCCUUGGCGAUAAAUAUUCCUGGAUUUGCAUAUUAUAGCGCGCUUAAGUCACGGAAGAAACUUGUGGCUCUUUUCCAAUCUAUAUUGAAUGAGCGUAGAUCACGGAUAAAGAGUAACUCAGCAUCAUCAAAGAGGGAUAUGAUGGAUGCUCUGUUACAUGUUGAAGAUGAAAAUGGUAGGAAACUGAAUGAUGAAGAAAUUAUUGAUGUUCUGCUCAUGUACUUGAAUGCUGGUCAUGAAUCUUCUGGGCAUAUUAUCAUGUGGGCCACGGUCUUUUUGCAAAAAAAUCCUGAAAUUUUUGCAAAAGCCAAGGCCGAGCAAGAGGCUGUAGCGAAGAACAGACCCCCUAAUCAGAAGGGAAUGACAUUGAGAGAAUAUAGACAAAUGGAAUAUCUGUCCAAGGUUAUUGAUGAAACACUUCGCUUAGUAACAUUUUCACUGACUGUCUUCCGCGAAGCAAAAAAAGAUGUGAAAGUCAAUGGUUAUACAAUUCCAAAAGGUUGGAAAGUUUUAGUGUGGUUCAGGACUGUUCACCAUGAUGAAGAUAUUUAUCCCGAACCUUUGGAGUUCAAUCCCUCGCGAUGGGAUGAUUUCACACCAAAAGCCGGGUCAUUCCUUCCUUUUGGAGCAGGAAGCAGACUCUGUCCUGGAAAUGAUCUCGCAAAGCUUGAAAUAUCAGUUUUUCUUCACCAUUUCCUUCUCAACUACAAGCUCGAAAGGGAAAAUCCUGAGUGUCCGUUGAUGUUCUUACCCCAUACCAGACCAAAAGAUAACUGCAUGGGAACAAUCAGAAGGGUUUCAAGUGAGAAUUGAGGCAUAGAUAGAGGGCAAAGGAGAGAAGAAGUUUGGCACAUUAUCAAGUUUAUAGAACUUGAUAAUGACUAUCAACAGUUCUUUCUAUAAUAUCUUAGUGUUCCUUUAUUUGUAGUUUGUUUCCGCGUAUCUUUGUACUUGGUUUUCUUUGAGAUCAAUAUCAUGGUACGUUAUGGUUUUGCUUGGUUCAA
Daucus carota subsp. sativus is the source of this 1716-nucleotide messenger RNA. RefSeq names its product ent-kaurenoic acid oxidase 1. Bases 62 to 1525 code for a protein of 487 amino acids. The record is from RefSeq and is a predicted model, not a curated record. Gene Ontology annotation, cellular component: endoplasmic reticulum. Gene Ontology annotation, biological process: sterol metabolic process. The transcript is spliced from 8 exons. Gene Ontology annotation, molecular function: ent-kaurenoic acid monooxygenase activity; heme binding; iron ion binding. Lineage: Eukaryota; Viridiplantae; Streptophyta; Magnoliopsida; Apiales; Apiaceae.